Messenger RNA from Drosophila suzukii, 980 nucleotides. It is a transcript of the gene GXIVsPLA2, whose product is annotated as phospholipase A2 group XII. The record is from RefSeq and is a predicted model, not a curated record. Gene Ontology annotation, biological process: lipid catabolic process; phospholipid metabolic process; arachidonate secretion. Gene Ontology annotation, cellular component: extracellular region. Lineage: Eukaryota; Metazoa; Arthropoda; Insecta; Diptera; Drosophilidae. Gene Ontology annotation, molecular function: calcium ion binding; A2-type glycerophospholipase activity.
CAUCACUAUCAGCAAUUGAAAAAAAAGGUUUAUUAUUACGCGCAAGGAACAAACAUCUCGCCUUUUAAAGGGAACAUUAAUCAAAAGAAAGCAAACAUGCAGUUCUCCUGGAUGAAGGUGGCCAUAUAUCUUUUAACGUUCCUCACCUACGCCUAUUCCGGCUAUGGAUCCAGCACAAUAGUUCAUCUAAGGGAUGCUAUUAUUGCGGCGGAGGCAAUAUUUGGUGACGUGUUCAAGAACCUGAUAGUUCUGGUGCGCAAAUUUCGCACGGUUCAUGAGGUCUUCGAUGCGGCAGUGGACGAAAAUUGCGUUUACCAAUGCCCCGCUCCGGAUAGCGGAGGGCCAGCCCCUCGAGCGGUGCAGAACAAGUUCUAUACCCCCACCUCCGAUGGCUGUGGCUCCCUGGGUCUGCGGAUCAGUACGGAUUACCUGCCGGCCAAGGAGAUGGAGACCUGUUGCAAUGACCACGACAUCUGCUACGACACCUGCAAUAGCGAUAAGGAGUUGUGUGACCUCGAUUUCAAGAGGUGCCUCUACAAACACUGUGAUAGCUACGAGAAGUCCAUAGCCAGCGAUCUUAUGGUGAAGGGCUGCAAAGCGGCAGCCAAGAUGCUUUUUACCGGAACUUUGACCCUGGGAUGCCGGUCUUACUUGGAUUCCCAGCAACGAUCCUGCUACUGUGCUCCUGCGAGGAGCUCCUCCUACAAUGGCAACAAACAGGGCACCAGCAGGGAGAGACAACAGCGCCAGAAGUAUGGCUGGAAGGAUCGGAACGAGAUAUAGUACAGGAUCACUGCUUAUGAGGGUGUGGGACACGAGGGGUAUCUGAAUAAGUGCGCGUUGAAUGUUUUCGUUAACCUGUUUUGUCUUAGUUUAUGAAAGGGUGUUCAUAUUUUUCUCCCGAUUCGACGAAUUUCAUAAUUGUAUACCAAAUAGUGGCAUGUCCAGACUGUUGAAUAAACUGAUAUUUUUACCAUUUA